Molecule: messenger RNA, 954 nt
Organism: Metschnikowia bicuspidata var. bicuspidata NRRL YB-4993
Lineage: Eukaryota; Fungi; Ascomycota; Pichiomycetes; Serinales; Metschnikowiaceae
Product: short-chain dehydrogenase/reductase
Exons: 2
Coding region: 1-954 (317 amino acids)
Molecular function (GO): oxidoreductase activity, acting on the CH-OH group of donors, NAD or NADP as acceptor
Source: RefSeq, a predicted model, not a curated record
AUGGAUACGACAAGCUUGCUAAUCUACCGGGCCAACCAGGUGCUCCACAAUUUGUCGCAGUAUCUCAUAGGCCACCGGCUCGACGCCGCACGUGACUUUGUGCUCAUCACCGGCGGAUGCUCCGGCUUGGGCCGCGAGUUGGUGGCCCGCUUGCGCCUCGAAAACAUCCGCGUGGCCGUGUUGGAUAUCCAGGAUAUCCCCGUGUACGAGCGCUGCGAGGGCGUGUACUACUUCAAGUGUGACAUCAGCAGGGUCGAGGACUUGAGGCGCUGCCGCAAGGUGAUCAAGCUGGACCUCGGGCCGCCAACCGUGCUCAUCAACAACGCGGCCAUAGCCUUUGGCAAGAACAUUCUCGAGCUGACGUUCGACGAGGUGGACCGCGUGAUCCGCGUCAACCUCAUGCUGCACUUCUACACCACCAAGGUGUUUUUGCCGGACAUGAUCGCCAACGGGCGCGGCUACAUCGUCACCGUGGCGUCCGUGUUGGGGCUCAUUUCGCCCGCGCAGUUCGCCGCGUACGGCGCGUCCAAGGCCGGCUUGUUUGCGUUCCACGAGUCGCUCACCUACGAGUUGGGCCCGCCGCUGAAGUCGCAGUACGGCGUCAAGACGCUCCUCCUCUGCCCGGGCCACUUGAAGACCAGCAUGUUCCUGAGCAUCCUGACGCCGCUGGCGUACUUGGCGCCGGAGUUGGACCCGGCCAUGGUGGCCGCGCACCUCGUGGAGGCGUUGUACUUGGGCCGGCGCGGCGAGAUCAAGAUCCCCAUCUACGCGCGGUUCAUCCCGGUGCUCCGCGCCUUCCCGUGGUCCUUUUCCGAGGCUGCCCGCACCACGUUCCGCUUGGACAAGAGUGCGCAGCUGUUCCGCAACGGCAUCUACACCAACACGGCCGGCAUCGAGUCGUCCGCGGCCGUGUCGAAGUCGGACGCCACCUCCAACACACCUCUGCCGUUAUAG